AUGUUUCCUUCAACACAAGAUUUGGAACCCAAAGCCAAACAAAUCGUAUAUGGUGCCGAUGGACAACCGAUUCGUGGGGAAAAACGUGGACGGGGCAAAGCGCGCACUACCACAGGCAAUGGAACACCAACAACUGGGGCACGCGGUCGCAAACCAUCAACCGCAAAGUCUAAUAAAGUAAAUGCCGCUAACGGCGCUGCUACCGCCACAGCAGCCGCUUCAUCACCCCGCCAAGCCACAGCGACUGUGACCACAGCCCAUGCGGCUCUAAGUCCAACAGCCCAAUCGUUAGCCACUGUUUUGCCGCAUCAAUCGCCAAACCCGAGUGCCACCCAGAACAGUGUGCUUCUGGGUUCUAAUCAGCAGCAGCAGCAACAAUUGAAUACGUUGCAGCAACAUCAACACCAGCAACAUUUACAGCAUCAGCAACACAGUCAACAGCAAGUUCAGCAGGUACAGUCUGCCCAACAGCUACAACAGCAACAGCAACAACAACAGCAUCAGCAGCAGCAACAUCAACAUCAUCAACAACAGCUGACGCAGCAACAACAGCAUCAGCACCAUCAACAACAGCAGCAACAUCAACUGCAACAACAUCAAAUCACCGCACAAAUACAAACCAUGAAAGAUCAACCACAACAACCGAUGUAUUUGUGA
Messenger RNA from Rhagoletis pomonella (apple maggot), 657 nucleotides. RefSeq names its product DNA N6-methyl adenine demethylase-like. The record is from RefSeq and is a predicted model, not a curated record. Bases 1 to 657 code for a protein of 218 amino acids. The transcript has 5 exons. NCBI's taxonomy places the organism in Eukaryota, Metazoa, Arthropoda, Insecta, Diptera, Tephritidae.